CCCGCCUCCAACCCCCGCUCUGUCUGCCCAAUACGCAGGCGCGUCUCCUCAAGUGCUUUCCCUACCCCCUCCUCUUUCUCUUCAGUCCAUUCCCCCUCCUCUCUCAGUAGCUCCGCAGGUUCAAACUCUUCUCCCGGAGAGUGGCGGCGAUCGCGAGGUCACGUGAUGAGCAUCCUGCUGCCCAACAUGGCGGAGUUCGACACCAUCUCGGAACUGGAGGAGGAAGAAGAAGAAGCAGCAACGUCGUCUUCGUCGCCGUCGUCGUCGUCGUCUUCGUCGGUAUCUGGGCCUGAUGAGGAUGAGGAAGAUGAGGAGGAAGAUGAGGAGGAGGAAGAAGAGGAGGAGGAGGAGGAAGAAGAAGACGAGGAGGAGGAGGUGCCGCCCCCGCCACGGGUAGUGAGCGAGGAGCAUCUGCGGAGAUAUGCCCCAGACCCUGUGUUGGUGCGCGGCGCCGGCCACAUCACUGUGUUUGGAUUAAGCAACAAGUUUGAUACGGAAUUUCCCUCGGUUCUGACAGGGAAGGUGGCUCCAGAAGAAUUUAAGACCAGCAUUGGCCGUGUGAACUCAUGUCUGAAAAAGGCUCUCCCAGUCAAUGUGAAAUGGCUGCUGUGUGGAUGUCUCUGCUGCUGCUGUACCCUGGGGUGCAGCCUGUGGCCUGUUAUUUGUCUCAACAAAAGAACCAGAAGAUCGAUUCAGAAGUUACUAGAAUGGGAAAAUAACAGAUUAUACCACAAGCUGGCUUUGCACUGGAAGCUGACUAAAAGGAAAUGUGAAAGUAGCAAUAUGAUGGAGUAUGUAAUACUAAUAGAAUUCUUACCAAAAUACCCCAUCUUCCGACCCGACUGAGGAGUUUCGUUCGGUCACGUCUGUGUUAUCUGUCAUUUCCUACCCUUAGUGCCUUGUAGAUGAUCUUGGAAUGGAGACAGUCUCCUUUGCUGUGUUCAGUUUAUUCUUUACAACAGUAGAAUAUUCUUCUCAUUCUUUGAUUUGUGUUGAUUUCAGAAGACAAUUUGCACAUCUUUUCUGUUAUUAAAUGAGGCUUGUGUUUUGCACUCUCAAUUUUUAAAUAAAUACACACAAACAUAUACAAGUAUAUGUAGUUGACACUAAAAACAUCAGUGCCAGUGUGUAAAGAAACAAAACCCUUGUUCUGAGCAUGCUGCCUUAGGAUUUUCACACUCACUGUUUCUAAAUAUGCAUCAUUUUCUAGGCUAUUUAAUGCUCUGGAAUCCCUUACUGGACACACCCAAAUAUGCUUUUGGUAGCUUUUAGAAAUGGUUUUACUCUGCUUUUAAAGAACAUGCAAUUAAUAGCACUGGUUUCCUCCUGCACUUUGCUAAACUGUCACUUAUGUUAGUGGAUAAAAUAUUUAAACUCCUAAAGACUUGUAAAUAUUGUCUCUUUGCAUAAUGUAAAAUGUGGUAUGCCGUGGUUUACAGAAUGUAUUAAUAUUCUUAAUGUAUUGCCAACAAUUCCGCAUAGAUUUUAAUAUGAAGUUUGCAAGCAUCCUUUUGAAUGUAGAGACCUUUAACAUGCUGUUUUGUGACAGAGCCAAAAUGAGUAUGUUAAAUUUCAGGUGUGGGCAGGAUUGCCCUUCCUAAUGAAGUGGAUUAAAAUUGAUAUCAUUAGUUCAGAUCACAAGAUUACAUUACACCUGAGACCAAGAAUUUUAUUUUUUCCAUUUAAUUCACUGUUCUCCAUUUAUCCUCCACUCCACCCCCCAAAAUAUUUGACAUCCAACUCAUCUUAUGGCUGCAUUAGCUCUCAUUUCCUUUCCCUUCUGUAUCUUUUCCCUCUUUUGAAAAUACAUAGAAUUUCCACCUUCAAGUGUCUUGAGAGCCAGGCGGUGGUGGCGCACGCCUUUGAUCCCAGCACUCGGGAGGCUGAGGCAGGUAGAUCUCUGAGUUCGAGUCCAGCCUGGUCUACAGAGUGAGUUCCAGGACAGCCAGGGCUACACAGAGAAACCCUGUCUCAAAAAAAAAAAGUGUCUUGAGAUUUUGAAUCCUGUGAGGUCUCAAGGCCUCCAUGAAAGGCAUGGUUUAUUCUCUUAUGCAGUUCCUCUAGUCUACAAAGAGUGCUGAGAAACUGUACCUACAGACUGUGUAGUAGGCCAGUCAGAGUUGAUACAAUAUUUUUAGCCUUCUGCUUGAGAAUCUUUUCUAAACAUUUGGAAAUUAUCAAUAAGGAAAGAGAAGUCAAAUUUAGAAAAAAUUGUUUGUUAAGUGGUCACAUGUUUUGAUUGGU
Messenger RNA from Peromyscus eremicus (cactus mouse), 2244 nucleotides. It is a transcript of the gene Chic1, whose product is annotated as cysteine rich hydrophobic domain 1. The coding region runs from base 166 to 846 and encodes 226 amino acids. Lineage: Eukaryota; Metazoa; Chordata; Mammalia; Rodentia; Cricetidae. The record is from RefSeq and is a predicted model, not a curated record. The transcript is spliced from 6 exons.